Trichoplax adhaerens is the source of this 2430-nucleotide messenger RNA. RefSeq lists its product as uncharacterized. NCBI's taxonomy places the organism in Eukaryota, Metazoa, Placozoa, Uniplacotomia, Trichoplacea, Trichoplacidae. The transcript is spliced from 30 exons. Gene Ontology annotation, cellular component: intracellular membrane-bounded organelle. Gene Ontology annotation, molecular function: phosphatidylinositol binding. The record is from RefSeq and is a predicted model, not a curated record. Bases 1 to 2430 code for a protein of 809 amino acids.
AUGGUAUUACUGAAUGGCAACCAAAUCCAUGAUGGCCUACUUUUUGUGGCUAUCAUGUUGCUAUUCCUAACCUUUACGUUAUCCAUUCGUAUCCAUCUACUCAUUGGUUUAUGGGUCGCUGGGCUUGGAUUUUAUGCUAGUCUAUCAUGUUACAGCACAUACCGACAUUUAACUGAGGUGAUCAUGCUAACGAGAAAGAAGAAGCCUAGAAAGCGAGUCGAUAGUAGCGUGUGCAAAGUUUGUGACACCCCUGGUUGCAGAAGGCAUCGACCCAUGUCAACCGUUUCCCAGCUAGAGCCUUGGAUAAACACUUCGGUAACGGAAAAAGUCGAUGACGCCUUAACGGAGUUUUUCAAUUUACUUUUGGAGAAUUAUGUCUAUUAUUGGUACAGCCAAUUCAGCUCUCAUGAAGGCCUAGUGAACAGCAUCAGAGAGUCGAUUCGAUUUAUUGUUUCCAGCCUUACCGUUAGAGCUAUAAGGAUCGACUUAACUUCAGUACUAAUGGAAAAAGUAUUUAAGGCCUCAUUUCAGCAACUAGAUGUUUUUGUGAAAGCAAAACAGCUCUGCGAUGGUAAUGAAAAAGAUCUUGAAUUAGAAACUUUACGUUUAUUGGGACCGAAUUUACAUGUUGCCAUGAGAAGUAAAGAAAAAGAAGUGUUUUAUUUACGAUCUCUAGCAAAUUCAAUCGUAACAAUCGUUAUUCCCGCAGAUCUAGAGAAUUGCAGGUCACUUCGUACCCUCUUCAGAGAAAUUUUUUGCUGCACGAUUUUGCAUAAAGCUCUACAUACUGUAUCUGAACCGAAUGUAAUCAACACAGCCAUAUAUUCAUUCUGUGAUCCAACAAAGAUCGAUUGUCCUGAUGAUUCUCACUUACCUCGAGUGCCCAUUCUAUCAGCGUUUCAAAAGAGGAAAACUGUAUCGAUCUGCCAUCCCUUCCAUACGUCCUUGCAGAAAGCUAUGUCAGAGCCAACGAUGUUAUUUCCUUUUCAAAAAUUUAUGCAACGAAGAGGCGUCAUUCAUCUAGUUAGUUUUUGCAGGACUGUAGAGGAUUUUACUAACCGCGGUUCCAAAGUAAAUUCGGCAUCGAAUGAAAUUGAAGACAUAAAUAGACAGGCUCUGCAAAUAUAUGCAGAAUAUUUCGCGCCUGAUGCUCCCAGUAAAAUUCCGUGUUCCCGAGGUAUCGUCUCUGAAAUAGAAAAGCUUAUCGCCAACAAGAAAGAUGCGCUACUUUACAUUCGUUUAGCAAAUCCACUGUAUCGUGCAUACGGAUACAUAAUGGCAACAUUAGAAAAUGUAUAUUUGCCAAACUUUUAUGAGUCGGAAGAGUUUUACAAAAUCAAAUUUUCUCAAAAAACUAAUGAAAAUAAGGAUAAGAGAAUUUCGUGGGGUAGGAAGAGUUCAGCGCACAAGAUGCCAGCUUCUAAAAAAAAAUCAAUGCCCGGAUUGGUGGAAGGGUCAAGCCGUUCAAGUAUAAUCGAUGAUAAAGAGGUGGAAAUUGGCUCACACAGCAAUUCACAUGAUGGAAUUGGCGAAACAGCUUAUGGUAGACAGAAGUCUGAAAGCAACGCUUCGGAGUUAUUAUUCGAUCAGAAUUACGACAUAAGCAAGUGGUUUAUCGAAGUUCCUGAAGCAACCGUUAAAAGCGAUAGUAAUGGAAGACAGAUUUCUGCUUAUCACAUUUCUGUUUCAAGGAGAGAAGAAUCGGAAGACAGCAAUACUGCUGAUGAGCGUGCAUGGACUGUCAGAAGGGGAUUGAUGGAAUUCUACGUUCUCCAUAAUAAGCUAAAGGAAUUUCAUGAAGAGAAUCUGGAUGAUAGUUUAUUACCGAACAGGAAAGCGUUUAGUAAUAAAUCCUGGGAAUUUUUCGAAUCUAGGAAAAUGUUCAUGGAGCACUAUUUACAAGAUCUUUGUUCGAAGCCUUUCCUAACAUCAAGUGGUCUACUAUAUGCAUUUCUGUCACCUGAUGAAAGAUUCGAACACAUGUUCGAACCCGAUGUAAUCCUUAAGAAAGCAGAUAAAUUUUUCAAGCAGGUCCCAACAAUGUUUAAAAAGGAGAAAGGGCAGUCCAUCGAUAUCUUCCUUCAGAACUUCGCUCAUACGGCCAUUGAAGCAGACAACGAUAGUGGGAGACUAAGUAUAUCACAAGAUACAGAAGUACCUGAGUUUCAAUUAGCUCCUGAGCCUGAAAUUGACUUAUGUGAUCUGUUACAAAUGACACAGGCUGAAAUUGAGGCAAAAAAGACUGAGGCGUUUGAGCGUUUUAUAAGCUUUCUUCCAGACCUUCUACCAAAAUGGAUUGGUAAAUCGAAAUAUCGUGAUGGAGUCGGUAUUGCAUUUCAAAUGCUGCAGUAUCCCAAAUUAAACCGGCAGCUCCUUUAUGUUUUACUGGAUACGUUAAUAACUGAAAUUUUUCCGGAAAUUGAGAAUUAA